AUAUCUGUGAUUCAAAAAGACGCUCAGCCCUGCACGUAGCGGUUGUCUCUGGUUCUUAUGAAAUAGUUAAACUUCUUCUUGUCUUUGGCUGUAAUCCCAAUCACACUGACUAUAUUGGAAAUACUGCCUUACACUUAGCGUCUAUAACCGGAAAUAUUAAUGUAAUCACGUUGUUACUACAGUUUGGCGCUUCACCGAUGCUGAAGGAUCAAAAUAACUGGCUUCCUAUUCACUACGCCCGGUCGAGAAUGAGGUACCUCUCAAAGGUGCAGGCCGAUCAAAAUAAUUUUAUAGAAAUUUUCGAGUUGUUGCAAGUUUAUGCAGAGAAGAUUGGAAAUGGGGCCAGGACGGACGAAAUUAGCGGAUUGGCAGAAAGUUUAUCUUCCUUAAGUACAGAGGAACUUCCGGACGUGCUAGCGAACUUUUCUCGACUGUCUUUUGGAGAAUCUGUGGAUGAGGACGGCAAUAAGCGCGCUCCGGGCAUCCCCAUAACUGAAAAGGAGCUGUAGUAUAAACUUUUAUGGAGAGUAUCAUAUUGGCUCUUUGCGUGUUAAAAAAUAACCUUUAGUGCGCUUCACUCGCCGUUUCUUGUACAAUGCGCGUGGUUGUUAUUUAAAGAGUAAAGAACUUUUUGUGUUUUAGGAGUUAUAUACUUUGAAAAGAGUAUUAUAUUU
Molecule: messenger RNA, 674 nt
Organism: Zophobas morio
Lineage: Eukaryota; Metazoa; Arthropoda; Insecta; Coleoptera; Tenebrionidae
Exons: 6
Coding region: 198-509 (103 amino acids)
Source: RefSeq, a predicted model, not a curated record